AUGUGGGCCCAUGGGCCCUUGUCAUCACAGGCUCAUGUUGUUGGGCAGUUUGAGACAAUUACUGGGCAAUAUCUUGAAGGUCCUCUAAUUCACAACCAUAACAGUCGUUAUGAUCCAUUACGUCAAGUUGUGGGAUGGCCGCCUAUAAGGGCUUAUAGGAUGAACAGUUUGGCUAACCAGGCAAAGAUUCUGACCUCUGAAGAAGAUGAGACAUGCGAUGAUGAUAAAUUGAAGGAUACUUCAAAGAAAAAAGUGUACAAUGGUAGCAAUAAAAACAAUACUGCUUCUAUGGAAAAAGGACAUCUUGGGUUUGUUAAGGUUAACAUGGAUGGAUUGCCAAUAGGGAGGAAAGUGGAUCUAAAUGCUCACGCUUGCUAUGAGACUUUAGCCCAAGCACUGGAGGACAUGUUUGUUAAUCCAACCACGGGCAUCACUUCCAUUCACAAUGAGCAAGCAAAAAUGGCCUACAACCUUUUAAAUGGAUCAUCCGAAUUUGUGCUCACUUAUGAAGAUAAGGAGGCGGACUGGAUGCUCGUAGAAGAUGUUCCUUGGGAGUAUGCACCUUUCAUUUCAUUCUAA
Molecule: messenger RNA, 579 nt
Organism: Malania oleifera
Lineage: Eukaryota; Viridiplantae; Streptophyta; Magnoliopsida; Santalales; Ximeniaceae
Product: auxin-responsive protein IAA13-like
Exons: 3
Coding region: 1-579 (192 amino acids)
Biological process (GO): regulation of DNA-templated transcription
Cellular component (GO): nucleus
Molecular function (GO): protein binding
Source: RefSeq, a predicted model, not a curated record